Molecule: messenger RNA, 324 nt
Organism: Miscanthus lutarioriparius
Lineage: Eukaryota; Viridiplantae; Streptophyta; Magnoliopsida; Poales; Poaceae
Source: the annotation of a GenBank genome assembly
AUGUCGAUCCUGUGGGAGAAGAGCGCGGGGUGGCGAUGGCUGGUUCGGCGGACGCGUGACUCGAAGCCCUUCUUCUUCACCUUCGCGGCGCUGUGCAGCGUCGUCCCCGGCGUUAUCGGCUACGGCGUGAUGCGGCUCACCAGCUCCCGCAACGAGCAGCUCGAGGCCCACCUUCGCUCCACGGCCCGACCCGAGACCACGUGCGAUUUGAGAUCACUGUUUGUGGAUCUAAGGUUGAUUGGUCGAUCUGGUUUACAUGUUCAAUCAGUUUCUCACUUGAAAUUCAUGAAUUUCAAAUACACGGCAGCAUGUUUGAGGGAUUGA